Molecule: messenger RNA, 1516 nt
Organism: Sinocyclocheilus grahami
Lineage: Eukaryota; Metazoa; Chordata; Actinopteri; Cypriniformes; Cyprinidae
Product: amidophosphoribosyltransferase-like
Exons: 10
Coding region: 1-1332 (443 amino acids)
Biological process (GO): purine nucleobase biosynthetic process
Molecular function (GO): amidophosphoribosyltransferase activity
Source: RefSeq, a predicted model, not a curated record
AUGGAGAAAUCGACGUCUCGUCUGGAACAACAACAUUCAAACAGUGAUAAUCUGCUGCGCAAUGGCAACCUAGGCAUCGGACACACGCGUUACUCCACCACAGGCAUUUCAGAGCUGCAGAACUGCCAGCCUUUUGUGGUAGACACGCUGCAUGGCAAGAUUGCAGUGGCACACAAUGGAGAACUGGUCAAUGCCUCCGCACUGCGCAAAAAGGUUAUGCGCCAUGGCGUUGGCCUCUCCACCAGCUCAGACAGUGAGCUUAUUACCCAGCUCCUUGCUUUGACUCCACCCAUGGAGGAGCUAGAUACUCCUGAUUGGGUGGCUCGCAUAAAGAAUCUGAUGACAGAGACACCUACAUCAUACUCAUUGCUAGUUAUGUAUAAAGAUGUAAUCUAUGCUGUGAGAGACCCCUAUGGAAACAGGCCUCUAUCUAUUGGACGUCUAGUACCCAUCUCCAAACUACACAGCUCAGGUGCUGGAGAAGCAGACACCGAAGGCUGGGUGGUCUCUUCUGAGUCUUGCAGCUUCCAGUCCAUUGGUGCAAAGUAUUAUCGUGAAGUACAGCCUGGAGAGAUCGUCCAGAUCUCUAAAAACGGAGUGAAGAGCCUAAUUGUUGUCCCACGCCCAGAAGGAGACCCUCCUGCCUUCUGCAUAUUUGAGUAUGUUUACUUUGCCAGGCCAGACUCCAUAUUUGAAGGUCAGAUGGUAUAUACAGUGAGGCAGCGCUGUGGACGGCAAUUGGCCAUUGAGGCUCCCACUGAUGCUGAUGUAGUGAGCACUGUUCCAGAAUCAGCCACACCUGCAGCAUUAGGAUACGCACAACAAUCUGGCCUUCCAUAUGUAGAGGUGCUGUGUAAGAACCGCUACGUGGGCAGAACGUUCAUUCAACCAAACACUCGCCUACGUCAGCUUGGAGUUGCCAAGAAGUUUGGGGCGUUGACUGAUAACUUUGCUGGCAAACGAGUGGUGCUUAUCGAUGAUUCCAUUGUGCGGGGCAACACCAUCUCCCCUAUUAUUAAACUGCUGAAGGAAGCAGGUGCAACAGAGGUCCACAUUCGAGUUGCAUCACCUCCAAUCCGGUUCCCAUGCUACAUGGGCAUUAACAUUCCUACCAAAGAGGAGCUAAUUGCUAAUAAACCAGAGUUUGAGGAUAUAGCGGGUUACAUUGGUGCUACAAGUGUCCGUUAUCUGUCAGUUGAAGGCCUGGUAUCUGCUGUUCAAGGUGGGAUAGAGUCACAUGGGAAAGAUGAGAGGAUCAGCACUAAGUCUAGUAGAUUUGGUCAUUGUACAGCCUGCCUCACAGGAAAAUACCCAGUGGAGCUGGAGUGGUGAAUUUCGGCCCACAUAAAUGUAUAUUCAUUUCUGUAUAGAAUAGUUUUUUUUUUUGUUUGUUUCUUUUGAAAUCAUUUGUUAAAAUGACUAAAACUGGAAUUAAAACUGUGCUGCUGCUUUAACAUUUGUUGCAGUUGUAAAUGUCGUAAGGCAGGCUAUAUACUGUUUAAACACAAAAUAAAAC